GGUAGGUAAUAUAGUCCCUUUGUUUUCGUUUGGGAAGUUGUGGCAAUUGGGGUUCUACGGGGAAUUACACUAAGAUGCAGAGACAAACAGCUCCACCACUUAAACCUCUAUUCAAAUCACAAAAGCGACGCAAAUCCCGCAAGCGAAAGAAGUCCAAAAUAAAUCAGUCAAAGCAGGACAGAUACUCACGACUUUGUGCCCCCGUUUCGCAUUCCUUCCAUGAUUCCCCGCACAGUUCUAGCCAUGAAAUCUGGCGCAAAACCUACGAAAAUCUAGUUAAGUGGCAAAUUCAACAUCAGGCGCAAUAUUGGCGCAACACUACAACACAAUUAAGACAGGAGAAUGCGGAUCUUAAGAGGAAAUUGGAUGCAGCCGUUUCGUGCGGGGGCAGUUCCAAGGACGACCUGAUCGAAACGUACACAGAAAAUGAGUCUGAAAAUGACGACGACGACGGAUCUUCGAUUGACGAGAAAUAUUUAGAAUUUAUGACUAUAACUAAGAAUCAUCAAUUAGCAGUACAAAAUAUGAAAAGCGAUGCAAAAGGUAAGGAAGAAACUUGACCAAUCGGCCAGAGGCUGCUGGUUCAAAUUAAUAAAUUGUUGUGAG
Hermetia illucens (black soldier fly) is the source of this 606-nucleotide messenger RNA. RefSeq lists its product as uncharacterized. Bases 75 to 560 code for a protein of 161 amino acids. The transcript has a single exon. Lineage: Eukaryota; Metazoa; Arthropoda; Insecta; Diptera; Stratiomyidae. The record is from RefSeq and is a predicted model, not a curated record.